Rana temporaria (common frog) is the source of this 4848-nucleotide messenger RNA. RefSeq names its product calcium voltage-gated channel auxiliary subunit alpha2delta 1 (gene CACNA2D1). Gene Ontology annotation, cellular component: L-type voltage-gated calcium channel complex. Bases 13 to 3342 code for a protein of 1109 amino acids. Gene Ontology annotation, molecular function: voltage-gated calcium channel activity. The transcript is spliced from 40 exons. The record is from RefSeq and is a predicted model, not a curated record. Lineage: Eukaryota; Metazoa; Chordata; Amphibia; Anura; Ranidae.
UAGAUUGUGAAGAUGGCUGCUUCCUGCUUCCUAAUCUUUAGUCUGACACUUUUCCAAGCCCUGCUCAUCGGCCCUUCCUCGGAAGAAUACUUUCCCACCGCGUCCACGAUUAAGCAAUGGGUUGAAAAGAUGCAAAAUGAUCUUGUAACACUGGCAAGAACAGCAAGUGGUGUGGAUCAGCUUGCAGAGAUCUACACAAAGAACAAAAAUUUGUACACCGUGGAGGCCAAUAAUGCACGUCAGUUGGUCGAAAGUGCUGCAACUAACAUCGAAAAGCUACUACGGAACCGUUCUAAAGCCCUUGAGCACCUUGCAGAGAAAGCAGAGGAGAUACAAGGAUUACAUCAAUGGAGAGAUGACUUUGGGAAUAAUGACAUAGUUUACUACAACGCCAAGGAGGAUCACUAUGAUACAGAGAAGACUGAGAAUGAUUCUCUGAGUCAACGAAUCAAGCCUGUAUUUAACGAUGAUCCGGUCUUUCGGAGACAAACAAAUUACCAACAUUCUGCUGUACAUAUUCCAACAGACAUUUACGAAGGCUCUACCAUAGUGUUAAAUGAGCUUAACUGGACUGCUGCAUUGGAUGAAGUGUUUAAGAAGAAUUCGGCUGAAGACAAAACCCUCUUAUGGCAAGUGUUUGGAAGUGCAACUGGACUGGCCAGGUACUACCCAGCUUCUCCAUGGGUAGAUAAGAGCAGAACGCCAAAUAAAAUUGACCUUUAUGAUGUUAGAAGACGACCAUGGUAUAUUCAAGGAGCAGCAUCUCCAAAAGACAUGCUUAUUUUAGUGGAUGUAAGCGGAAGUGUCAGUGGGCUGACAUUGAAGUUGAUAAGAACCUCUGUGACUGAGAUGUUGGAAACCCUCUCAGAUGAUGAUUUUGUAAAUGUUGCUGCUUUUAACAGCAAUGCCCAUGAUGUCAGCUGCUUCCACCAUCUUGUCCAGGCAAAUGUCCGCAAUAAAAAAGUUCUGAAAGAAGCAGUCAAUAAUAUCACAGCUAAAGGGACAACAGACUACAAGCAAGGCUUCAAGUUUGCGUUUGACCAACUUCGAAAUACUAAUGUAUCAAGAGCAAACUGUAAUAAGAUCAUCAUGUUGUUUACUGAUGGAGGAGAGGAUAAAGCCACGGAAACAUUUAAACUCUACAAUAAGAAUAAAACAGUCCGAGUAUUUACCUUUUCUGUUGGACAGCAUAAUUAUGAUAAGGGACCGAUACAGUGGAUGGCUUGUGAAAACAAAGGUUAUUAUUAUGAGAUUCCUUCCAUUGGAGCAAUUCGUAUCAACACACAGGAAUAUUUAGAUGUCCUUGGAAGACCAAUGGUUUUGGCGAGAGAAAAAGCAAAGCAAGUACAGUGGACUAAUGUUUAUUUGGAUGCUUUGGAGUUGGGCCUUGUCAUCACCGGUACCUUGCCUGUUUUUAAUUUGACAGGGGACCGUAAAGAAAAUAAAAACCAGCUGAUACUUGGUGUUAUGGGUGUAGAUGUUUCAUUGAAAGAUAUUCAAAGGCUUACCCCACGCUUUACACUUUGCCCAAAUGGAUAUUAUUUUGCAUUGGAUCCUAACGGUUAUGUGCUGCUUCAUCCAAAUCUUCAACCAAAGCCUAUAGGUUUAGGUAUUCCCAUGGUUAAUUUGAGGAAAAGGAGGCCUGGUUUUCAGAAUCCAAAAUCACAGGAACCAGUUACACUUGAUUUCUUGGAUGCAGAGCUGGAAAAUGAACACAAAGUGGAGAUUCGUACAAAAAUGAUAGAUGGCGAGAUUGGGGAACGCACUUUUCAAACACUAGUUAAAUCCCAAGAUGAGAGGUAUAUUGACAAAGCUAACAGAACAUAUACAUGGGGCCCAGUAAAUGGAACAGACUACAGUCUUGCCUUGGUGUUGCCAUCCUACAGCUUUUAUUACAUUAAAGCUAAACUAGAAGACACAAUGACUCAAUCAAAAUCCAAAAAAAGCAGAAUGAAGGACUGUGAAACUUUGAAACCUGAGCAGUUUGAUGAAGCUGGGGCCACCUAUCUAGCACCAAGGGAAUACUGUACUGAUCUACCCAUAUCUAAUAAUAACACGGAAUUCCUUGUAAAUUUUAACAAUUACAUAGACACAAAAACACCUUCAUACAAAGAAUGUAACAAAGAAUUAAUUAACAGAGCUCUACUGGAUGCAGGGUUGUCAUAUGAUCUUGUUCAAAACCACUGGAAGGGUCCACUACCAGAAGGGGUCACUGCCAGAUUUGUAUCUACAGAUGGUGGGAUUACCAGAGUGUACCCAAAAAGUGCUGGGGAGUACUGGUUUGAAGAUCCUGAAACAUAUGAGGACAGUUUUUACAAGCGCAGUUUGGAUAAUGACAUAUACAUUUUUACAGCGCCUUUUUUCAACAGAACUGGGCUGGCUUCUUUCGAUAAUGGUAUAAUGGUUAGCAAAGCAGUGGAAAUAACCAUUGAAGGCAAAUUACUUAAGCCUGCUGUUGUUGGAGUUAAAAUAGACAUUGAUAUCUGGAUGAGGAAUUUUACAAAUGCUACCGCCAAAGAACCGUGUAAGAUCGAUGAUGUCUGUAACUGUAAAAUGGACAGCUCGCAAUUGGACUGCGUAAUUCUUGAUGAUGGCGGUUUUCUUUUGAUGUCAAAUCAGAAGAGUUACAAUUCACAGAUUGGCAAAUUUUUUGGAGAGAUUGACCCAAGUCUAAUGAAAAAGCUUGUUAACAUUUCUGUAUAUGCAUUUAAUAAGUCUUAUGACUACCAGUCCGUGUGUGAUCCAGGUGAAGAGCCAGCAAAAACAGCUGCGCCCCGCUCUGUCUUUGUGCCUACAAUAGCUGAUAUUUUAAAUCUUGGAUGGUGGGCUUCUGCUGCUGCUUGGUCCAUAUUACAGCAGUUAUUAUGGAGUCUUACCUUACCACACUUUAAUGAGGCUGCUGAAUUUGAUGAUGAUGACUUUGCUUCCAUUAUGGCAAAGCAAAGCUGUAUCACUGAACAAACCCAAUAUUUUUUUGAAAAUGACAACCCAUCUUUUAGUGGGUAUUUAGACUGUGUCAACUGCACAAGAAUCUACCAUGUUGAAAAGCUUGUCAACACCAAUUUGCUUUUCAUAAUAGUAGACAGUCAUCACACGUGUGAUGCUUGUGAUCAGCAACCACUAAUACAAGCAGAACAACGAUCUAAUGGCCCUGAUCCAUGCCUGCUUGCUCAGAAUCCAAGAUACAGAAAAGGCCCCGAUGUUUGCUUUGACCAAGACGAAUUGGAGGAUGACGGGGAUUGCGGUGGAGUAUCUGGCUUGACUCCUUCACUAUGGUCCAUGAUAGGCAUUCAGUUUGUCCUGCUCUGGCUUUUAUCUGGUAGCAAGCAUUGUCAGUUAUGACCCUGAAAACCAAAAUAUGAAUUACUAAUGUCAACAUCCUGCCAAAAGAUUUACCCUGGAUUUACCUUAAACAAGGUCACUUGAUUGAGACCUUGGAAGAAUGGCUGUGUUCAUGCUGUAACUAUUAAUGUGUGAGAGAUUCACAGAGGCAUCUACAAAGCCUGCAUGUUAGAGUGUCAAAUCCUUAAUGGUAAAUUCUGAGAAUGCUGCAUCAUCUAUGCCAUCAGAACAGAAAUCUACAGUCAAUGUGCUUUAUUGAACAAUCUAAGAUGAUCUUUGUUGCAUCGUCAAUGACUAUAUGUAAAAGGGCUCCCUUUAAUAUUGCUUCUGUACAACAUGAUUUGUAGAAUUUCUUUUUUGAAUUUCAGUUUGUUGCACUCCCAGCCCUUUAUGCAUCCACUCGUGUACAUCAAAUCUAUUUUAUUAUUGUGCACUGUGUUUAGAAAAAAAACUACUGCUUUUAAUAUAUAAAUGUAUGUAAAAAACUGAAAUGCUCCUGUUUAGUCAAGUAUAAAUAUUGUUUAGUCAUCAAAAAAAUAUAAAAAAACUGAAAUGCCUUAUAAUGUAUAUUGAAUGGCUUGAUGUGCCAUUUAAAUGGGAGUAAAAAAAAAAAAAAAAAACGUGCAGAAAGAAAAUUCUAAUGGUCUUAUGGGCAUAGAAAAUUAAGUAUAUAGUGUAUAUUAACUACAUACACAUUUUCAUGGGUAUUUGAGAGUAUGACAUUUGUGACUCUCUAAGUGAUGUGUAAAUCUUUACAACUAUAGUUUUGUACAUGUAAUUCUGUAUAUCAAUGCUAACCAAAUCCUUUUCAAACUCAGAGAUUUUAAUUCAAAAAUAUUUUGGUUAGGAAUCUUACCAAUGGUAUUUAGCAUGUUAAUGCUGCUGCUAUUUUCUGUUCUGUUAGAAUGAAUUGGUUAGGAUGAGUUUUGUAGUCUUUAGGCUUUUACUUUGAGUGAGUGUUUUUUUCUUGUGUGACCGCUCUCUGCAGUGUGUUGCUAAUCAGUCAGCUUUCAUGAUAUAUAGUAUACCAUGCGUAUUUGGAUACUGUGCAAUGGAGUAAAAAUAGUAUAAAUGAAUGUAUUCUAAAGAUAUCAUUAUAUUGUAUGAUAUCACAAUCAUUUAUUUAUUCUAUAUAUUUAACACAGUAAUCACAAAAGGAAACAAUACAAACAUUGGGUCUGUAAGAACAAAAUUGACUAAACAGUGUAUGCAUGUUGUAGUGGUGCAGGUGGUAAAGGGAAGGGACAUUUCUUACUUGCUUGUUCAGACAUAUUAUUAGGACAUUCUUAGCAGUGCCAGAAAUGUGUCAUAUGUGUGUAUUUGUUGACGUCAGUGGUAAAUGCCAUUGCAUGGUAUCAAUGUGCAGUCUGCUUGAAAUAUGGAAAAAACAGGGGUUCUUAGUCCACGGGACAGGUUCCAAAUUAUUGAUCAUCUUGUGUUUUUAUGACUUUUUUUCUAAACAAUAAAGUAGUUGUGAUCCAUAUUUUAAUAAAACUAUCACUAGUU